GGGAGGGGCCUGGGAACGCUCUGGGGGGGGAUACCCGAGAGGAGUCAGGGGGACAAACCGGGGGGUCCCAGCCACCAGAGCCUGCUGGGGGCUCCGGUAAGGAUCCCACGGGAAAGCCCUGGAUGUGCACGGGCAGCAGUGACCCCUGGAGGGGUUUGGGGCUGGCUGGGAGAGCCCUGGGGAAGGGUGCUGAGGGGCUGGAGGGUGUCCAGGGCUCUUGGAACCGCCUGUACUGCCCCCUCACAUCUGUCCCCACAUUUCUGUUUGUGGGGCGGGGGCUCUCCAGACGCCCUGCAGCCCCAUCCAUCCCAGCCCUGUGGGCAGUGCCAGGGGGUCUGCCAAGCCCCCCAGGCUGACACGUCCCCGCUGUGUCCCCGCAGUGGGACCUGGUGUGUGCCUCGCGCUGGAAGGUGCCCCUGGAGCAGACCACGCACCUGCUGGGCUGGACGCUGGGCAGUGUCACCGCCGGCCUGGCCUGUGACAGGUAGUGGGGGUCCCCGGGCAGCCCCCGGGGCAGGGGGCACCGUGCCCAGCCCCUCACAGCCCAUCCCUGGCAGGUUUGGCCGCCGUCCCACCUUCCUGCUGUCCCUGGCGCUGGCCGUGCCCGUGGGCCUGGCCGUGGCACUGGCCGUGGAUUUCCUCAUGGUCCUGGUGGCACGGCUGCUCUUUGGGGCCGCGCUGGCAGGAGCCUUCCUCGCCCUCUACGUGGCACGUGAGUGUGAGGGGGGCACCCGAGGGGGUUUGGGUGCUGAGGGUGCUCCAGGACGCCCUGGGGUGCGGGAUGCUCCAGGCUGUCCCGGGGUGGUCUGGAAUACCGGGUGCUCCAAGGUGCAGGAUGCCCGGUGUCCUCGGCACCCACUGUGGCCCCCUCGCCCCCUGCCAGGGCUGGAGCUGUGUGACCCCCCGCACCGCCUGGGGGUGACGAUGGUGGCCGGAUUCUUCUGGAUAGCCGGGGAGCUGCUGCUGCCGGGGCUGGCCCUGCUGUGCCGGGACUGGCGGGUGCUGCAGGGCGCUGUCACCAUGAUCCUGGCCCUGCUGGCUGCCAGCUGGUGGUGCCCGGCACUGCUGCUGGAGUCGCCGCGCUGGCUGCUGGCCACACGGCAACCGGAGAGGGCCAGGAAGACCCUGCAGGCGCUGGCCGAAGACAACUGCCCCCAGGACAGCCUCCUCGCGGGUGCGUGGGGGGCUCCGAGCGCCAUCGGCCCCAUCCCCAAAGCCCUGCUGUGGGGCUGGUGUAACAGAGCCGGCUCUAUCCCGCUUUUCCCUGUCCCGGCAGAGCUGGAGGCCCUGCCCGAGGGGCCCCCGCGGCCCCGGUACCACUCGGUGUGCGAGAUCUGCAGCACCAGGGUCAUCUGGAAGAACGGCGUCAUCCUCGGCUUCGCGGCACCUGCUGGAGCUCAUCGUGCUGACCCUGUCCGUGGUGGGCACGGCCGCCUCCCACGCCGUCACCAUGCUCAGCAUCUUCUUCGCCAGCGAGGUUCUGCCCACCGUGGUCAGCACCAGGCCUGGCUGUCACUUGCCACGCUGACAGCCCGCAGUGCUCCGGGGGAUGCCAUCCACCGAGGACAGCCCCGUUACCCUCUGCCCUGCACCAUCUGCUUCCAGCCCAGCACAUCAGGCAGCCUGUGCACUGGCACAUCCAGCAUUCCCUGCUUCCCAAGCCAGUGGGGAAUUCCCAGAUCCACUAAAAGGAUGCUGAAUUUGCUCAACGACUGUCCCAAGCAGUGCUGAGCGUCACUUCCAAAGUGGUGCUGCCCUGAGAGCCACAGCAAGGAUUGUGCCUGUCCUCCUGGGGGUCACAGGUGAGUCCUUGCCCCAUGAGCCCAGCAGUGCCUGUCCUCUGGGGGUCAGAGGUGAGUCCUUGCCCCAUGAGCCCAGCAGUGCCUGUCCUCCCGGGGGUCACAGGUGAGUCCUUGCCCCAUGAGCCCACCAGCCCUCGCGGGCAGCUGCCGGUGCUGUGCCCAUCCAUCCCAGCUGCUCCAUCCAGCGGGAUGCAGCUCAGAACCACAACCAGCAUUCCCCGUGCUCAGCCAGCUGCACCAGAAAGGGGAUUUUGGCUGCUGUCUCUGACACCCCAUCUCCUCUGCCCACCUGGGCCAUGGCACCCAGCUCCUGUCACCACACAAAGCCGUGGCAGCAGCACCUCGGGCACGUGGCCGACGCCGGGGCCGUGGGAUUGUUGCCUCCCUGACAGCAGCCGUCACUGCUACCUUUGGAUUUGUUUCAAGAUGCUCAGUGGGCAUCUGUUCUGUGAAAUGUUAAAGGCUCUGCUGAGCUGCAUAUUGAGCAGGCUCUGCGCCGGCGGGGGCUGCCCU
This is a messenger RNA of Onychostruthus taczanowskii (white-rumped snowfinch), 2315 nucleotides long. It is a transcript of the gene SLC22A31, whose product is annotated as solute carrier family 22 member 31. Gene Ontology annotation, molecular function: transmembrane transporter activity. Gene Ontology annotation, biological process: transmembrane transport. The coding region runs from base 643 to 1731 and encodes 362 amino acids. NCBI's taxonomy places the organism in Eukaryota, Metazoa, Chordata, Aves, Passeriformes, Passeridae. The record is from RefSeq and is a predicted model, not a curated record. The transcript has 4 exons. Gene Ontology annotation, cellular component: membrane.